GACAGCUGUAGAUUGAACCGAUUUCUAUUCGUAUUUAUAUUUGGCAAUAUUCUUUCAUGUUCAAAUAUGAGUUCGUGCUAUCAUGGUAUCAUCUUACCUACCUUUAGCUUUACUUUCCUUAAAGUCUUAGGUACCUAGAGUUCUAUAAUCCGGACAACCACAAUUGAGUCCGAUCUGGCUCAUCCCAUCCAUUCCAAUCCGCCAUGGCUUCUGGUAAAGCAAAGGCCAAUGACGAUGUCUCUAAUGAAAAGAACACACAGAAUGGCACAGGUGUCGAAACUGGGUUCUCUCGUCUUUUUCGCCGGCACAGUCCUGGCACAAGAGAACAUGCCCGAGACUCAAUGGAUUCUUUAGAUAGAAUCUUUAAUACUCGGACCGAAUCAGAAGCUCGUCGCCUUCCCGCUGCCCAAAGAUCUAUGACCUCGGAAGAUAAGCACUAUGCAAGCAAUUCUUACGGAAUCGCUGAGCUCAGAGAUGGCUUCUUCGAUGCUGUUUUCCUUCCCCCGGAGGAAGUCGAUUUUCAGGAACUCACAAAGCAAGCUGAGCUAACUCUUCCGUAUGCCUUCAGAAAGAAGGAUCCCCUUUCCAUGCGAAACUUUCUACCUAAGCAGUGGCAUGAUGUGAAAGGGGUCAUUCGCCGUGUUACCACUACAAGGUCUGGCAUUCGACUUCUUAAAUCUUUUCUUGCUUUCUUCAUAGCCUAUAUCCUUUGCCUUAUAUCUCCGGUCCAGGCUCGACUUGGCCGAUAUAGUUAUAUCAUGGUAAUAUCAACCAUUCUCAACCAUUCCGGCAGAACCUUGGGGGCUCAGGUGGACGGAACUAUUUUAACAAUAGUAGGAACUGCUACUGGGUUAGGAUGGGGUGCGUUUGGGUUGUGGGUAUCUACAGCAUCAGCCUCAGCACGCAUAGGCUACGGUGGAGUCCUUGCUGUAUUUCUCUGCUUAUACGUAUUUAUAAUCGCCUGUCUUCGUUCAUACUACAUCCGCACCUACCAAGCCGUUAUUUGUGCUGGAAUCGCGAUCGCAUAUACCUGUUUAGCUGAAGUAUCAGGAACCGAGGUUUCCUGGUCUAAACUUCUCGACUAUGGAAUCCCUUGGGUUCUGGGACAAGCCAUUUCUCUUCUCGUAUGUUUCGCGGUUGUUCCUGAUGCAGGCGCACGCCCACUAGCUGCCGCUCUUCAUCAGGCUUUCGCUGUCAUGCUGGAAGGACUCGGGUUGACAAGGUUAGAAAGCAUAAGAACACGCCGGAGAUUGACACAGACCUUCGUCAGCAUGUCGCAAGCGUAUAGAGAUCUGGUGAUCGAUUUCUCCAUAACACUUUUUGACCCGAAAGACGUUUUAGAGCUUCGAAAUCUCAUUCAAGGAGUCGUCCGUGCACUUCUUAGCUUAAAUAGCGAGACCAGAGUCCUUGAUGGGCUAGAGGACACGACGUGGAAUAGACUAAGUCGAGACAGAUCCAUACUCGAUGAGUUCGUUAUUAAUAUGGAUGAAAGAUCUCGCACUUCAGGUAACGAGGAAGAGAGGAGGUUGGCGAAGUUUGUUGCCAGCAACCUAGCUGAUCCAACAGAAAAAAUUCUUCUGUCUAUGGAAUCCGCUUUGCAGAGUUGCGAUGCUGUUCUAAUGGAAAUGUGUGGUCAUCGUCAAUAUAUCGGCCCUCCGGAGGACGUGUCAAACGAUAUUCCAGGGUCACUUGUAAAGUUGCGCAGGCGUAUUAUAGCCUUCAGCAACUGUCAAGAUAGUGUAUUAGCAAGUCCUAACUUGCCGUCGACAUAUGCAGACUCCCCUGACGUUGUCAAGCUCUUCACUUACUGCCGACCAGUUCACCAAGCCGCAACAGCAAUUGAGGCAUUACUGGUAAAAGUCAAUCAUAUGCAACAGAGCCGACCAAAGCACUUGAAGUUUCAUUUGCCGUCUUAUCCAUUUUGGAAGGCGUUGCACCGUACGAAUGCACAGGUCCGACAUGACCGAGGUGGUGUAACAGCAGGUUCUUACUUCAAAAGCUUUAAUGAUAUAGCUAUAAUUAUCCAAAAGAUAAAGUCUAAGGAUUUUCAACCAUUACCAAAAAAAGAUAGCGACGAUGCUGACAAAGGCCACGAUACGUCAUAUGCGACAAUGACGGCGGAUGAACUUGAGGACGAGUGGAGUACCAACACGAACCAUGCCCGGCACAAGAUUUGGGGGUUUCUUCAUCGAUUACAGGGCUUUGAGACACGAUUUGGGCUUAAAACAGCUGCGGUCACGUCCCUACUGUCUGUACCCGCGUGGCUCCCUGAGGCUCAUGGGUGGUGGGAUGGGUACGAGGUAUGGUGGGCUGUCGUGAUGGCAUGGCUUAUGAUGGGGCCUCGAACUGGCGGAAACAUUCAAGAUCUUUUUACGCGAGCGCUUUGUGCUGUUCUUGGCUCGCUCUGGGCCGGCUUAUCGUACGCAGCGGGGAACGGUAACCCUUAUGUUAUCGCGGUCUUUGCUGUUAUCUUCAUGCUCCCUAUGAUAUAUAGGUAUACACAGAGCGCACACCCGAGAUCUGGACUUGUAGGCUGUAUUUCGUUCACAGUCGUAUCCUUGUCAGAGGUUGCUGCACAAGGUGAGCCAUCGCCAGCUACAAUUGCCGCAACACACGGAGCUGCCAUAGUGGUUGGAGUUGUUGCGUCGAUCAUUGUAAACUGGGUGCUUUGGCCAUUUGUUGCUCGCCAUGACCUUCGAAAAGCGGUAGCUUCUAUGCUGUUUUAUUGUAGUAUUGUCUACCGGAGCAUUGUAUCAAGAUAUGUUUACUAUGAAGUGGGAGACGAGCCUACUAAAGAAGAUAUUCGUUCAUCAGAGAUACUUGAAGGGCGCUUGCGAGAAGGAUUUGUAAGACUGAGACAACUCUUAGGUCUUACGCGCCACGAGAUACGCCUUCGAGCUCCCUUCGACCCGUUGCCAUACUCGGCGCUCAUUGAUGCGUGUGAGAGAUUCUUCGAAUAUAUCGUUACUGCCCGACAAGCGUCUUUAUUUUACCAUCCUCAUUUUAUUAGAGACAAUACCGAUUUCGCUGCAGCUCUACUCGGCCAUAGACGAGAUGCGAUCGGAACUAUCUUGACAAAUCUCUAUGUUCUUUCUGGAGCGCUGCGUGCCGAUAGAAAAGUACCUAAAUAUCUUCCAAGUGCUGCGGCAACAAGGAAGCAACUAUUAGACAUGAUGGGAGCACUAGAGGCCGAAUUCGCGACGAGUGGAAAACUAAGUGCUGACGAAAAGUCCGAAGGAAGAAAGUGGGCUCAGAUAUAUAGCUAUUCAUAUAAUGAGAGCUUGACGGGCUGCGUUCAGCAGUUGGAAGAGUUGGAGAAGUACACUAAGGCCAUCGUUGGCGAACAGGGAUUCGACUGUCUCUAUACAGACCAAAACUGGUUGACGAGUUGAAAAUUCUCCUAUGCAAAGGGGUAUGUUUAAUACCUCCUACCAGCAUCAUCCACGACGGUUUUUGACCUUCGAAGCGACUAGGUAUUCGAUAUGUCUUCGAAGGUGGCCUAGAUCAUUUGAAGCCGACAACUCGACGUUGUUGGCUGAUAUGAUGUAGAUUCCCAGGUACUAUUAAAAUUUACGAGAUACGAUCUAACCAAUAAUAACAAAUUGAAUGAAUCCCAGCGACCGACAUAAAAGGUAGCUCCCGUAUGAUAUGCUGUCCACGUUGUAGAAUGAUUGGCCAAUUCCAUCUCCGAGAUCUUCUCCACCC
Molecule: messenger RNA, 3705 nt
Organism: Annulohypoxylon maeteangense
Lineage: Eukaryota; Fungi; Ascomycota; Sordariomycetes; Xylariales; Hypoxylaceae
Exons: 8
Coding region: 204-3392 (1062 amino acids)
Source: RefSeq, a predicted model, not a curated record